UUUUGUUUGAAGCAAAUGCAAGUGAGAGGUUGAAUCUGUUUGGUCACUAGUAGCAUUACGAUCGAGCCAAGAAAUUCCAGCAAAGUUCGGCAGGAGUGCACACUGGGCUUUUAGUCAGUUUUAACUCCCUUGCCUCGUGAAGAUGGGGUUUGACGAAAGCAUCUACAGCCCGGCAAAGCAUUCUGUUUUCUGUCAUCACUCUGCGCUUCUUUCCCUUUCCCGAACAUCGUGGAUCUUUAUUUUCACAAAACAAGAAAGCAAAGCACUCCGAAAGGUAUGGGGGUAGAUAUCAAUACCUGGAGAGUAAAGAUAGGAACUUUUUCGAGACGAAAACCAAGCGUAAAGUUUGAACUAACACAUUGUGUGUGUCGGUGUCAGUGGCCACGCUUUUCGUGAUAGCGAUGUUGGCUGUGACUGUGUGCGGGGACGUUGAGACGAGACGGUGAAUUUACAUGUGUUUCAAGAAAUGGGCAAAGUGUUGUAGAUUAUUUGAUUGUUAGUUCAUCUUCAUUUCCAGUGAUAAAUGCUUUCAAGAUUGGUAUCUUGGAUGAUUCAGAUCAUUUUCCAGCCAUAGGUGAAUUUGUAGCAAAACAGCAAGCUAGUAUGGAAAAUGAAUAUCUUACACCAAAUAUAAAUGGGAUUCUAGAUAUUCUGACACGUUCCAGAGACUAAUCAGAGAUGAAACUGCAGCGGAAUUAAUUGCGGAGAUUGUAAAUCAAGCUGAAAACAACAUAGAAGAGGCUGUACUAUUAAUUAACGACUUCUACGGUAGAGCUGCUGAAUGCAUGAGCAGACGACAAACGUCACGUGAUCAGCAGAUGAGGACUCAACCCCAAUGAUGGGAUAGUGACUGUGAGACAGCAAAACAAGAAAAAUAUCUAGCUCUUGAUAAACUCAGGAUAACCAAUCUUCACCAAGAUAUUCAAGAUUAUCAAAGAUUAAAAUAUCUUUUCAGAGAUGUUUGCCGAAAGAAAAAAGAAGAUUUUAAAAGAAGUGUAUCGGACAAUCUCAUCUCAGUUAAACACAAUACUGGCGAUCUCUGGAAGGAACUGAAGAAGCUAACAACUUCAAAACCUAAUAACAAAAUAACUUCACAUGUAUCCUAGGUAGACGUUUGUGCUCUACCGGAUAUUUCUCUUAUGACAACACACAAGUCCGUCUGUGGGUCCACAACGUUUAUUCGUGAUCUUAAUAUGUCUAUAUAACUACAUAGUAGUAUGGCCAAGCAGGAUCUCUGAGGCGUAAGAGGGCCAACCUGCCUAGCCGCUGUCCGAGGGUCAAGUCCCGACUAACAGAAAGCGUACUAUCUUUAACCCUCACUGUCAGACUGCAAUGUAUCGUGUUACGUUACAUAGAUGGUCAGCCUGCAGUAUCCCGCACAACAAUGUGGCCCCUAAUUACCGGUUCAACCCCCUGAAGAUGACCAGAGGCAACUUCCGACCUCGAGGCCGUGGAGGUCGUUUUUUAGGUGUAAACCAGCAGUCUCCUCGGCUGCCGUUCUACCACAAUGCCAGAGGACAACCUCGAGGGAAGAGGCAUUUCAAGUUCUAAACAGUGAAGAGUGUCCUGGAGCGACUUGUUCAGAAGAUCAGAACAGAUCAAGCGGAAGGCCUUGUUGUUCUUCCCUACUGGCCCACCCAAAGCUGGUUUCCUGCAGCACUGAAGAUGUGUGUCUCCCCACCAAGAGCACUUCCCAGAGGCAGACAGACUCUGGUACUUCCUUACAAUCCCAACAAAGUACACCCCCUGCACAACAAUAUGUUACUUCUAGUUUGCCAUUUGUCCGGCAAGGUCUCCAGGGCAUGGGGCUCCCUGAGAGCUCCGUUUGCAUUAUUAUGAAUUCUUGGCGGAAGGCAACGAGGCAUCAGUACAGAUCCUAUCUGGAUAAAUGGAACAUUUUCUGUGUUAAAACUAACAGUGACCCCUUAGAUCCCUCUCCAGUUGUAUGUAUUAAGUUCUUGACAGAAUUGUAUGAUUCAGGUGUUGGUUAUAGCGCUAUAAAUACAGCACGCAGUGCUUUGUCCUCCAUAUUGACCUUACCAUCUGGUCUCCCAAUUGGUCAGCACCCUAUCAUAAAGAGGUUCUUACGCGGUGUCUAUAACACUCGCCCAUCACUGCCAAAGUACCAUCAAACAUGGGAUGUUGGUACGGUACUUGUUUACUUGGAUAGACUGGGAGAAACUUCUGAGCUCUCACUCAAAGAUUUGACGUUGAAAUUGAAUAUGUUAUUAGCAUUGGUUUCUGGUCAAAGAGCUCAGUCAUUACAUUUGCUCAAAUUGAAAAAUAUGUCAGAAUCAAACAACAAAGUACUUUUUGUUCUCACUGAUUUAGUUAAGCAGUCUAGACCAGGUAGUCAUUUGAAACCUAUAGAAUUAGAGAGAUUUGAGAAUGAGAGACUGUGUGUGGUGAGUUGUCUCAAAUCCUACUUAGAGAGGACUAGUGCAUACCGGACAGAUAGUGUCCAUGACCAACUGCUGUUGAGUCACUUAAGGCCUCAUAAGCCGGUCACAAGAGAGACUGUGUCAAGAUGGUUAAAGAACACCCUAGCAAUGGCUGGUAUUGACAUUACUGUGUUUUCAGGACAUAGCACUAGGGCAGCUGCUACCAGUGCAGCCAGUAGUCAAGGUACACCCAUCCAAACAAUCAUGGCAGCUGCUGGAUUGUCUUCUGAGAAUGUGUUUACAAAAUUGUAUUGUAAGCCUGUGAAACAUGAUGGUUCCUUUGGGUCAGCGGUAUUGAGCUCAAUGAGCUCAACGUCUGAAAUCUCAGAAUGAUUAUGACAACAAUGAUGAUUCAUGUGUGUUUAGUAUUUAGCAUUUAGUAUUGUUUCUUGCUAUUUAGUUCAGAAUUGCUCACAUUAUAUCCCUGCAGGGUUGA
This is a messenger RNA of Haliotis rufescens (red abalone), 2877 nucleotides long. RefSeq lists its product as uncharacterized. The record is from RefSeq and is a predicted model, not a curated record. The transcript is spliced from 2 exons. Lineage: Eukaryota; Metazoa; Mollusca; Gastropoda; Lepetellida; Haliotidae. Gene Ontology annotation, biological process: DNA recombination; DNA integration. The coding region runs from base 1803 to 2774 and encodes 323 amino acids. Gene Ontology annotation, molecular function: DNA binding.